GAACUCUGCUCAGUUCUACAUUAGACGGAGCUGUUUCAUAACCUUUUUCCGAGUCGAGUCGUAGUGAAGUGACUGUCUCCAUCAUCCCUUCUGACCUCAAAAUUAAAAAAAAGGGAAAAUGGUCUUACCAACCUGAUUUGAGUGAGUGGAGAAGAGUGUCGAAGAAAAUGGUUAUUUGAAGGAAAAGUUUCGAUAUUUAAACAAUAUAAUGUCACUGCUUUGAGGGUAUUAAGAAUAGAUGGAGUAAAAGCUCGUAGCACAGUAAAAGUGAAGUGAAAAAAGGAGAUCCGGGCAUUAGAGGCAAGUUACGAAUGGAGAAAAUGUUUGUGUACUAAUUUAUCGAUUUUUCUUAUAAAGCUGUGUGUGAACUUUCUGAAGAACUGGAAAAAUUGCUUCUUAUAGGCGGUUGCUUUGAUAUGAAACAAAUCUGUUACAAUAUCAAUGAUCGUUUCGUGCGGAGAAAAGCGGGUUUUUCUUCGUUCUGCUUCAAGUAAAUCAAAGAAUUGGUUCCUUAAUUUCAUUGAUCGUGAAUGUUUGUGAAUAAGGAUCGCUUCCGAAAGACAUACGGCGGAGCCGGUUCAGGACGAUUACAAGCGUCUGCAGAGAUUUCCGGAAAGCCAGUGCGUCGCGGUUUGCCACAAAAACCUGCAACGUCAGAAAAAAAAAAUGAACGUAAUUUAAUUUACCACCGGCAACACAAGAAAGCCCUUUUGCAAAAAAGCACUUCACAAACCAACGCUUGGCAGGCCGGUAGCCGGAGUUGCAGAAUUAUCAUGCUGUAAUAAAUUAUAGCAAUUGAUUGAAAAGAUACGCUUGGGUGCCGUGCCCCUGAACAGUUCUUCUGAUUCCUGGGGGACCGGCGGGGUCGUAGUUUGUGUAAAACAAUGGCUUACCUCAAUCCAGUAUGUGAUAGGGAGGGAUAUAAUGCCACACGCAACAAAAAACCGAAACAUGUAUAUGAACAGCGCAGCUUCUGCCGGCCGGAAAAUGUGCAGUUCGGGAAACUGUACAUCGAGGUUACCACAAAUACAGCGUUGUUCAAAUAAUAAACAAUCGUAGUAACCGGUAUUUGAGAGGGUUGUAAGUAACAGGGCCACCAACGGUGAACUGAACCGUUCUACCGGGAUAGAAUACUCUGAGGUAGAAAUAACGCCCACCCGGACUGCUGUUGUUGGAAAGUGAAUAUGAAUGGAAGCAUAACAAGUUCGUGAAAAAAUAUGCCGCGGCACUAGCAGAAGCGAAUGUUUGUGGAUGUAUAUGAAAGAGUGUAGCAAUUCGAGUAAUCAACAUACCUUGAAUAAUUUAAUAUUGUAGAGUUUUGCGUUUGAACAUGCACAAAUUAUUUUGAAUGUGAUUGUGUAUAUUUUUUUUGUUCACAAAUUAAUUGUAUGGUUUUAGAAGCAGUAAAUGAUUGUGGCAGGACUAAUCAUCCGAAUGUGAUUUUGGUGAAUAGGAAAGACCGAGGCGAUAAUUAAUAGAAGAGAACACAACAAAUAGUAAAUUUUAAUUGAAAUACAAAAAAUCGAACAUCAUUUUGAAAAAACUAUCGGUGUGAAGUGUGGAAAGCUGAAGUGUGGUACGACCGCGGGAUCAUGGCAGCAACUUCAUGCGGCCCUGGGAGGCCGCCACCUGUGGUUUACCGACGGUUGGUCUUGAUCCAUUGGCUGUUGCUGACGAUCCUAGCGCUAGUGAUUGUCGACCUUCCGAUUGUGAAAACGGAGAAAACCAAAACUUAUCACAUGGACACAAUCUGUAAAAACCACUUUCUACAACAAUUGUAUAGAAAAAUAGAUGGUGCUACCCUCUCCUCCAAGAACGAGAGAAAUCUAAACUGUGUUAUCACAUUUCAAACACACUCGAUACUGCAGAGGUUUAUGUUACGUUUCGAUAUGCUUCAAUUAGACUGUAAUGAUCAUUUAUACGUGUAUGAUGGAGCACAUGCUGUCGGCACACAUAAGGCGGAUUUAACCUGUAAGGACACUAAACAAUCAGUGGGCGCCUUGUUCACCAAGACAAACUUUCUUACAUUCAAGUACGUGACCGACAACUGGGGCACGGACACGAACGGUUUCAAAAUGGUUAUAACUUCCGUCAAGGAUUCCAAAAUCAAUUGUGCUGACUUCCGGUGUAGUCAACCGGAAUUUUGCAUACACCAGGAUCUGCUUUGUGAUGGAGUGAAUCACUGUGCGGACGGAUCGGACGAAGCAGUCGGGUCGCUAUGUCCGGCACCGAACGAGUAUAUCAAAACGAUCUUUGGCGUCGAUUUGACGUGGAUCAUUCUGAUCGGUGUGAGCAGUCUGGUGGUGUGCGGCUGCAUCGUUGGCAUGACGAUAUGUGUUUAUCUGCGAAACUCACGCCCGGGUGCAGCACCCAAUCAGCUCAACUCAUCAAUACAAUUGAAUCAGAUGAUAGAAUCAAACGGUUCAUCGAAGCAUCUGCAUGCAACACUGCCGCGGGAAACAACAACGCUACCUGCUUCGGGAAACUUGCAUCACCCUGCGGGACCAUUAGGGUACCUCCGCAUUCCACACAAAUUGAUGGCCAAAGUCCGUCCCAUUUGGUGCCUGGCAAAUUAAGACAAUUAGGUCCGGAUUUAUCGCAACAAACCUCACAGAAAGAUGAGUGGUUUGUCUAGAGCUAGACAGGAAACACAUAGAGCAACAAAAAUGAAAAUCACCAAAAAUGUAAAGAAAAUUCUUGCAAACACAAAAAGUAACGGAAACAAUCGCCAACACUAGUUCGAGAAAAAAAAGAAGUUAAAUGAUGCAGAGGAGGGAGAACAACGUGCAGCGGAUAUAAGAGCAAAAGUAACAGCAAACAGCAGCAAUAACAUCUGCGUCUUACCAACUGAGAUAGAUAGCAACAGCAGCAGCAGGAAGAUCAGAAAAGCAUUUACUCGGAAAUCAACGGCUCGAAGAUCAUGGUCAUUACAUAUGACGCUUGUAAAAUUUAUCUUCUUACUGCAAACCACACGCAAAAUGCAUCUUUUUUCACGUCAAAAGCGCAAAACAAAACUAGCACCUUUCGAUUCAACACGAGCGACGGAAAGUACAAGAAUCCAGAAAGGAAAUCAUGCAAAAGUAUCGUGAUCGUGCAAACGACCGACAAACGGCGUCCAGAAAAAGAACACGAACAAAUGCAACAGUGAAUUAGCCAAAUUUUACUAGCAAAAAGAAGAACUAAAGAGGAUAAGAAAACUGCAAAAAGCAUAAACAAAAUCAUCUAUUCCGACAAACGAACAAAUCAUACACAAUUGGAGAAUAAUUUUUGGCACUAUAUGAAGACUGUCUGGUUGGUCAUCAAAAACCGCGCAGGGUGUAUAUUCAAAGGGAGUAUCAGUGUACCCAACAUCUAGCAAUUACUUGUACAUAGCAGAGCAGAGCAGAAUUGCAGAACUAUAUAUAUAUAUAUAUAUAUAUA
This is a messenger RNA of Wyeomyia smithii (pitcher-plant mosquito), 3420 nucleotides long. RefSeq lists its product as uncharacterized. The record is from RefSeq and is a predicted model, not a curated record. The transcript is spliced from 8 exons. The coding region runs from base 1593 to 2576 and encodes 327 amino acids. Gene Ontology annotation, molecular function: protein binding. Lineage: Eukaryota; Metazoa; Arthropoda; Insecta; Diptera; Culicidae.